GGCAAAACAAAGGAGGAACCGCGCAGGCCACUGUGUGGGUGACGACGCCCCUGCCUGUGCCUAGGGCUGUGCAGCUGGGUGACUCCAGGCUGGAGGCUGCUUGCUCUGGCCGUGCUCAGCCCCCUGAGGCCUUGGGGACAGCUCCUCCCUGCUCGGUCACCCAGGACCCACGUGCCCUCCCAGCCCAAAAAGAAGCAUGUUCACUUUCCACAGGUACACGUCGCAGAGCAGGCACGCGGAGGCCCGGGAGCUCAUGUGCUCAGGGGCGCUGCUCUUCUUCGGCCACGGCCAGCAAAACAGUGCUGCAGACUUGUCCAUGCUGGUCUUGGAGUCGCUGGAGAAGGCGGAGGUGGAGGUGGCCGACGAGCUGUUGGAAAAUCUGGCUAAACUGUUCAGCCUGAUGGACCCCAGUUCCCCGGAGCGCGUGGCCUUCGUGUCCAGAGCCCUGAAGUGGUCCAGCGGCGGCUCGGGGAAGCUGGGCCACCCCCGGCUGCACCAGCUGCUGGCCCUCACCCUGUGGAAAGAGCAGAACUACUGUGAGUCCCGGUACCACUUCCUGCACUCGGCGGACGGCGAAGGCUGCGCCAACAUGCUGGUGGAGUACUCUACCUCCCGGGGCUUCCGCAGCGAGGUGGACAUGUUCGUGGCUCAGGCCGUCCUCCAGUUUCUCUGUCUGAAAAACAAAAGCAGUGCAUCGGUGGUGUUCACCACGUACACGCAGAAGCACCCGUCCAUCGAGGGCGGGCCCCCGUUCGUGCAGCCGCUGCUCAACUUCCUCUGGUUCCUGCUGCUGGUCGUGGACGGGGGCAAGCUGACGGUGUUCACGGUGCUGUGCGAGCAGUAUCAGCCGUCGCUGCGGCCAAAAACUCAUUCAUACCUCGACAGGAUCGGCCAGCUGUUCUUCGGCGUGACACCCAAGCAGACGUCGUCGUACGGGGGCUUGCUCGGGAACCUUCUGAGCAGCCUCAUGGGCUCCUCGGAGCAGGAGGGCGAGGACAGUCAGGACGACAGCAGCCCCAUCGAGCUGGACUGAUGCCGCCGCCACGGCCACCUGCGCCAGGAGGCCCCGCCCAGUGGGUGCGGCUUCGUGCACGAGCCUGGACGCGCUCCGGGGACCUGCGGCAGUGUGCGCAUGCGCGCUGGCUGGGCUGCGGGGCCCGCCACGCAGGGCGCCUCGGGUUGACCCACAAUAAAGCACAGGCUGCGCGCCACCACCCGUUCCCAGUCCUCUGUUUCUGGUUUGCUUUGGGAGGGCCGCGGCUGGCACAGGCGCCCGGUGCACGUGGACGUCCUGCGGUGGCCUGGCCCCCUGUGUCCUGGAGAGCGCCCUGGUUCCUCUCCGUGCCAAACCCCGGGAGCCACGGCCCGCCACCGAGCGCAGGGCCGCCGCAGCGGCCUCCUGCAAAGGGAAGCGGCGGGGCUUCUCACCUCUGAGAUGCAAUAUUUAUUUCCCUGGGUGGCAACUCCUUCGACCUGACGUUUUAGGUUUUAUCCAAAUGAGCAGCCCAGGAACGAGCAAGUGUGUUCUUUCUCACUGAUGCUGCAUCAGCUGUUCCCAGGGCCGUUACAGAGGGGGACGCUUUAUUUUUUCACAAUUAAAGUAAGAGUUGUAGAUUGGUACACAGCAAUCAUGCAUGAGGAGGGGCGAAGUAUAUGGUUCUAUUUACUGUAAAAACGGAAUUUGAAGGUUUGUGUUAAUUGUUGCGUUUAAAUAAAUCCUUUAUACUGGGCUUUA
This is a messenger RNA of Pteropus alecto (black flying fox), 1735 nucleotides long. RefSeq names its product golgi to ER traffic protein 4 (gene GET4). Gene Ontology annotation, molecular function: protein binding. The record is from RefSeq and is a predicted model, not a curated record. Bases 197 to 1033 code for a protein of 278 amino acids. Gene Ontology annotation, biological process: protein insertion into ER membrane. Gene Ontology annotation, cellular component: cytosol; BAT3 complex. Lineage: Eukaryota; Metazoa; Chordata; Mammalia; Chiroptera; Pteropodidae. The transcript is spliced from 9 exons.